Perognathus longimembris pacificus (Pacific pocket mouse) is the source of this 7739-nucleotide messenger RNA. It is a transcript of the gene Nrk, whose product is annotated as Nik related kinase. Gene Ontology annotation, molecular function: protein kinase activity; ATP binding. Bases 38 to 4579 code for a protein of 1513 amino acids. The transcript has 26 exons. Gene Ontology annotation, biological process: protein phosphorylation. The record is from RefSeq and is a predicted model, not a curated record. NCBI's taxonomy places the organism in Eukaryota, Metazoa, Chordata, Mammalia, Rodentia, Heteromyidae.
UCAUGAAAAGACUGGCGCAAUUACAGCUGUUAAGGUGAUGAAUGCCCGCAAGACUCCUUUACCUGAAAUAGGAAGGCGGGUGAGAGUGAAUAAGUACCAAAAGUCUGUUGGAUGGAGAUACAGUGACGAGGAGGAGGAUCUCAGGACUGAGCUCAACCUUCUGAGGAAGUACUCUUUCCACAAAAACAUUGUGUCCUUUUAUGGAGCAUUUUUCAAGCUGAGUCCGCCUGGCCAUAGACACCAACUUUGGAUGGUGAUGGAGCUAUGUGCAGCAGGAUCAGUCACUGAUGUAGUGAGGAUGACAAAAAAUCAGAGCUUAAAAGAAGAUUGGAUUGCUUAUAUCUGCCGAGAAGUCCUUCAGGGCUUAGCUCAUCUUCAUGCACACCGAGUGAUUCACCGGGAUAUCAAAGGUCAGAAUGUGCUACUGACUCAUAAUGCUGAAGUAAAACUGGUUGAUUUUGGAGUGAGCGCGCAGGUGAGCAGAACUAAUGGAAGGAGAAAUAGCUUCAUUGGGACACCAUACUGGAUGGCACCUGAAGUGAUUAACUGUGAUGAGGACCCACGACGCUCCUAUGAUUACAGAAGUGAUGUUUGGUCUGUGGGAAUCACUGCUAUUGAAAUGGCAGAAGGGGCUCCACCUCUAUGUAAUCUUCAGCCCUUGGAAGCCCUGUUCGUUAUUUUGCGUGAAUCUGCCCCCACAGUCAAAUCCAGUGGAUGGUCCCGCAAGUUCCACAAUUUCAUGGAAAAGUGCAUGAUAAAAAACUUUCUGUUUCGUCCUACUUCUACGAACAUGCUUCAGCACCCAUUUGUUCACAAUAUAAAACAUGAGCGGCAUAUUGUGGAGUCAUUAACAAAGCAUCUUAUUGGAAUCAUUAAGAAAAGAGAGAAAAAAGGGAUCCCUCUGGUUUUUGAAAGAGAAGCUAUUAAGGAACAGUACACCAUGAGAAGAUUCAGAGGAUCCUCUUGUACUCAUGAACUUUUAAGAAUACCAACCAGCAGCAGAUGCAGACCACUUAGAGUCCUUCAUGGAGAACCCGCUCAGCCGAGGUGGUUACCUGAUGAAGAAGAGCCACAGGUUCAGGCACUUGAGCAACUUCAAGGGGCAUAUAGGAUGUUCAUGCCCAUACAGCCACCGGACAGUACACAAAGGCCUCUACAGGGUCAGGUGCAGGAACCUCAACAAUUACACAAUGCAGCUAGGGUUUUCAUGCCACUACAAGGUCAGGUGAAGGGUACUGCAUUUAGGCCUCUACACAUGGAGAUUAAGGCACCCCCACGACUACGGAGAAUAUCUGGGAUGUUCAUGCCACUACAGGCUCAGGGCAAGAUGCCUAGGCUUUCACAGAUACAGAGCUCCAUCCCCAAAAAACAACAGGCUCAGGCCCAGAAAAAGAAAGAGGCUCAGGCUCAGGCACAGAAACAGGCCUUGGCAAAGGACCACAAACAGGCACCAGAACAGGCCCAGAAACAGUCUCAGGUGCAGGCCCAGGCACAGGUUCAAGCCCUAGCAUCAGAACAGCCUCAAGAUCUGGACCAGGUGCCAGAGGAAUUUCAGGGGCAAGAUCGGGUACCUGAACAACCACAAAGACAAGGCCGGGCUGCUGAACAAAGGCAGGGGCAGAACCAGCUUCCUGAACAGCAUCUGGACGAGAACCAAGCACCUGAACAGCCAGAGGUACAGGAACAGGCUGCUGAGCCUGCAGAGGCUGAGAUAGAGGCUCAGGCACCUGAGACAUUGCUAGUACAUGCCCAAGUGUUCCUGCCCCUGCUCUCACAGAACCACCAUGUUCUCUUGCCACUACAUUUGGAUACUCAGGUGCUCAUUCCAGUAAGGGAGGGAAAUGAAGAGUCACCUCAGCCACAGGCCUGGACACUAGAGACCUCACAGGCAGUUGAGUCAGUUCAAGCUCUGAUAGAGGGACUCUCAAGAGACUUGCUUCACGCACCAAAUGCAUGUAGCUCAAAGCCACUUGGUCCACUGCAAAGCCUGAUAGAAAACCUCUCACUGAACAUGUUUUACACUCAACCAGAACAGACUAGGAAGAAAAAAUCAAAAGUUUCUAGUUUAAGGCAAGCAUUAGCAAAAAGACUUUCACCAAAAAGGUUUAGGGCAAAGUCCUUACGGAGAACUGAACAGCUUGAACUUGAAGAUGUAGAAGCCCGCAGACAAAGGCGCCAACGCAGAUGGGAGGACAUCUUUAAUCAGCAUGAGGAGGAACUGAGACAAGUUGAAAAUGUAAGGGUCCAAGAGAGAUCUAGUUCUACACGUAACAACCACAAUCAGCGUGUGACGUUCUCUCCAAGUGUUCCUCAGCAGUCUCUUUUGGAACAAGCUCAGAAGCCCAUUGACAUCAGACAAAGGAGUUAUCAAAAUCCUGGGAAUUGUCCAGAAGCAUCAGAAUCUUCUGAGGAGGAGGAGAGUCCCAGGGUUUUGAGGAGGUCCCAGUCAUCACCUCCUUAUUCUACUAUUGAUCAGAACUUGCUAAUUGAUGUCCAUGUUCCAGAUGGAUUUAAAGUAGGAAAAAUAUCACCCCCAGUAUACUUGACAAAUGAAUGGGUGGGCUAUAAUGCGCUCUCUGAAAUCUUCCGGAAUGAUUGGUUAAUUCCGACACCUGUCGUUCAUCCACCUGAAGAGGAUGGUGAUUAUGUGGAACUCUAUGAUGCUGGUGCUGAUACUGAUGGUGAUAGUGAAUCUAAUACAUAUAGACGUACCUACCACCAUGCCAGUGACAAUGUUGGCUUGGAUAACCAGUUUGAACAGGCAAAUUAUGUUUGUGAAGACCAAAAUAAUGCUAAUGGCAAUGAGGAGUCUGUUGAUGAUGAACAUGGUAAUCGCGAUGGUGCUUCAAAUUGGCCAAGAUAUGGCAGAGAUGGAAGCUACAAAGAAGUUGGUAAUAAUGGAAAAGAUGGAGCUGGCAGAGGCUAUGGAAAUGGUAAUGCCAAGAGCAGCUAUGGAAGAAGUUUUGUAGGUGGAGCCAGUGCAGCCUUUGGAGGCCAAGAAGAAUAUGGAGCCAAUACAGGCAGUGGAAGAGGUGGCAGGAAUAAUGGUGGUAUGGCAGUCGGUGGAAUCAAUGAAGAGAAUGGAGCAUGUGGAUUCAGUGGAGAAAAUUACUCACAAAUAGAUGGCCUGAGACUAGAGAGACAUGUCUUCCAAGAGGUGGAACCUGAACUAGAGGAACUCAAUGGUGAAAGUGAUGCCUCAAAUUCCAUCGCCUCAGAUAUUACACCCCCAGGAUUUGAUGAAGAAAUUGACAUAUCAGUAUCCUCAGCCUCAUUGGGAUUUUCUGCUACCCACUCAUCUCCUUCCAAAGAGUCUGAGAGGACUACUGAUGCUGACUGUGACAGUGCCAUCUUAUAUGCUGGAUUUGUUGAAGUACCUGAGAAAUUGCCUAUGCUACCCUCUGAAGUCAAUGUUAACCCAUUCUAUGUCUCUUCUCCAUCUAAAAAACCACUUAUCCACAUGUAUGAAAAGGAAUUCACUUCUGAAAUAUGCUGUGGUUCUUUAUGGGGAGUCAACUUGCUGCUGGGAACUCGUUCUAAUCUGUAUCUGAUGGAUAGAAGUGGAAAAGCAGAAAUUACUAAACUUAUAAAGCGAAGGCCCUUCCGCCAGAUUCAAGUUGUAGAGCCACUCAACUUGCUGAUUACUAUCUCUGGCCGUAAGAACAGACUUCGGGUGUAUCAUUUGACUUGGCUGAGGAACAAGAUUCUGCAUAAUGAUCCAGAAAGUAAACGGCGUCAAGAAGAAAUGCUGAAGACAGAGGAAGCUUGCAAAGCUAUUGACAAGCUGACUGGCUGUGAGCACUUCAGUGUUCUACAACAUGAAGAAACAACCUACAUUGCAAUUGCUUUGAAAUCAUCUAUUCACCUUUAUGCAUGGGCACCAAAGUCCUUUGAUGAAAACACUGCUAUUAAAGUAUGCAUUGAUCAAUCAGCAGACUCCGAAGGAGACUAUAUGUCAUAUGAAGCCUAUAUACGAAUACUGGCAAAAAUAAAUGCAGCUGAUCCAGCGAACCGGUUUAAGAGACCAGAUGAGCUCCUCCAUUUGCUAAAGCUCAAGGUAUUUCCAACUCUUGGUUAUAAGCCAGUGACAGUUGACCUAACAAUUGGUCCUGAGAAGACACUGAAGAUUUUCUUCAGCUCAGCAGAUGGCUAUCACAUCAUUGAUGCGGAAUCAGAAGUUAUAUCUGAUGUGACCUUGCCAAAUAAUAAUAUCAUAAUUUUACCUGAUUGCUUGGGGAUUGGUGUGAUGCUCACCUUCAAUGCUGAAGCUCUCUCUGUGGAAGAAAAUGAACAACUGUUCCAGAAGGUCCUUGAAGUAUGGAGGGACAUACCAUCUUCUGCAGCAUAUGAGUGUACACAGAGAACCACUGGAUGGGGCCAGAAGGCCAUUGAAGUGCGCUCUUUGCAGUCAAGAAUUCUGGAAAAUGAGCUGAAGCGCAGGGCAAUCAAGAAUCUGAGAUUUCUCUGUACCCGUGGUGACAAGGUGUUUUUUACCUCCACCCUGCGAAAUCACCACAGCCGAGUGUACUUCAUGACCCUUGGGAGGCUUCAAGACAUCCAAAGCAAUUAUGGUUUUUAAAAGGUUCCUGUGAUUUGUUACAACAUCUACAUAUAGAAUAUAUAUUCAAUUGCAUCUUCACAUUUCUGAGAUUAAGUGAGCAUUCACUUUUAUUGCCAGAGAAAAAUUAAAUCAGAAACUUAACUUUUAAUGUAGCACAGAGUAGUUUUUAUGAGAAAUGCAGCUUGAUAUAUAAAAUUAACAAUAGCGAGCUCUAUGUACUCCAAUGGUGUACAAUGUCUUUUGCACAAACUUUGUAACUUUUGUUACUGUGAAUUCAUUCUUUAUUCUUAGGUCAGUUUGGACAGUAUCUGUAUUCAGACUUACAAUACUGAGUAAAGAAUCUUAUGUGUUAAUUACUAACAAAUGAAUUGGCCUUGAAUAGAACUUUUCCAGAGUAUAAGAAAGUUAAAUUUAUCCACAAUUUUUUCAAAGAAACAAUGAUCAGACCAUACAAACACUGUAAUGACUAUGCAAUAGUCUAGACUAUGGUUGAACAACCUGCAUGCCCAGAGUGUGUUGACGUGAUAAAUAAGGACACAUCUUCCAUCUCCUCCCAAUUAAGAUCAUAGUCAAAGGCCAGUUGUAUUCUGUUUUUACUCCUUGUUUAGCUGGUUUUCUCCCAAUGAGAAGAAAAGGAGGAAGCUUCAUAUGCUUGAUUUCCUCAGAAUCCUCAAAGAUGUGCACUAGCUAUUUUUACAAAUCACUAAAUUACAUACUUGUAAGGCUGAAUACAGAACUGAACUUCAAUACAUAUGUACUGUAGAAAGAGUUUUCUUUUUUUAAUACUUAAAGUAGGCGUCAGAAUCUGUGCCCCAAAAUAGCCUCUUUGUUUUUUCCAAAAUCAUUACCUGGCCAAUAAUAUGACCAUUAGACUAAGCCUAAAUUCGACUGUUUAAAAUUUUCCAGUUACUAAAGAACAACAAAGAAUAGUGAGACUUCAAUGGCAAAUAUUUGUUUCCAUGUUUUGAUUGCUGUAAAAUCAGUAAUUAACUAAAAAUUACGUCAGUACCAAACACAGAUUUAAUGUUAUAAAAAAAUGAAGAUUUUGAAAAAUCAUAUCUACAUCUGUAAAAUUACAAGAAUGAAAGUCAUGCUAGCCCAUCACCCAAAAAUGGUAUAGACGCCAUAGAUAGGUGAUAUUUAGUCACCUAUGGCAAUUGCUACCUGGUAAAAAGCAUAAUUAAUGCAUGUCCAUCCUCAAUGUCAAGGUUCUGGGGCAAGAAGCAACAGAAACACCACAAAGUAUACCUCAUUAAGAAUUCCUCUAGCUCUACUUCUAAAAUCUGAAGAUGGUGCUAGUAGGGCAAUAAGUUUUAAACUACCUGGUUAACCAAAAUCAAAAGCAGCUGACAACAUGUGAUUUCAUGAUAGCACAUCAUUUCUUGGCACCCUAGUGCUAAAAAUGAAGAUUUGGAUUUUCCUAACAACUUUUAUCAAGAUCAUGAGUGUAGUAACUCAAAGUUGAGAAUGUAGAAGAACUUGAAUCCGUUAAAGAAACAAAUGUGAAUCACGUUCUGUUACUGUGAUACAAUAAUGUGAUUCUCCAACUGGCUUGUCCGUUAGUGUUUACAACACCAAUGACUUUUUAAAUGCAAUCGUUUUGCAAAGGAAAACAACCUUUCAUUUCAAAAUAUUUUCAUAGAAGUAUUCAUUAUUCUAAGUUUGUACACCAAAAGGCCAUGGGGAACUGUGCAAAUACCUCAUUGCUGAGCAAAUGGAGCUUGCUAUGUUUGAAUUUCAGAUUUUUUUCUCAUUUAUGUAGUAAGUAGGAACAAGUCUUUUAGUAAUUCUUUUUUUUUUCUUUAUAAUAUGUACUCAAAGUUAAGCUUAACGUUUUUAUCUAAAAAUUAACUUUUUAUCUUAAAAUCAUAUAGUUAAAAGUAGUUUAGGAAGUCAACUCCAGUUGUCCUCUGUGGCACUUAUCCAGCAAACACAGGCAAGAGUGAACAGAAUUUUAGAGAUGUUCCAAAGCAACCACAAAUGAAAGAUUAGAAAUUUAUAACUGAGCUUUCAAGGAUAUGAUGUUAAUAAAGAAAGAAAACUAGGCAUAUAGCAAGAAGUGAGAUGGAAAUGAGCAGCCACAUAGAAAAGACUGACAUUAUUUGAAGUGGUUUAUUAGGUAAAAGAUAUUUCCAACAGAGAUGCAAAUCAGUCUGAAUUUACAUCCUUUUCUGGCUGAAACAAAAAGGUGAAGGGACAAUGAAAUCUUAAAAGUACCUUGCUGGGUACUUUGUAAUAGAUGGAAGAGAGUAUAUCUCUACAUCACUUAGAGCAACAGCACCUGGAAGCUCUAGUCCAUCCCAGAAGUGUUGGGAGGGUUUUCGCAAAGGCAGUUUUCCUUAGUCAUCUUGUUUGAAGCAUGGAAGUUUUAGCAGGUUGUGAGCAGCACUAAUGAGAGAGUUUGCCUUUGUUUUAGUGAAAUUUUGUUUUGUUUUGUUUUACACCAAAGCCAAUUUUCCAUAGUAAAACACAUAAUUGGAAAUAUUUGCAGACUAGAAAAUAAUGGCUGAACAAGGCUGAUGAGAAAAAUUUCUGAGUAGUUGAGUCAGUUAAAGGAAGGUAAGAGCCUGAGAGGAAACAGUAAGAAAGUAUAAUCAUUUAGAUGGUAAAAUAUGCAGGAAUCACACAUGUAUUCUCAUUCUUUCUCCCUUCCUCUUUCUCUUUGUCUCCUUCCUCUCCCUUCCUCCCUCUUUCCCUCCUGGCCUCCUUGUCUCCCUCCCUCUCUCUUCAUCUUCCCCUUCUUCUCUUCUGUAUUUCACACAGACUAUUACUAUUUUCAAUAAAACACAUUAGAAUACACAAUUUUCAACAACACAUUUUUCAACAACACAUUUAAUGCACCAAUUUUAAUAUUUUCAGUAACACAUUAGAGUACAAACAUUGCAACAUUUUCAUUACUACCAGUUUUGAAAUAAAUUAUGAUCACUAAGCAUUUUUUUAACCAAGAUUCAAUUUGUUUAGAUGAUAUCCAUAAACUGAGGAAUGCCACACACAUUCAAUGGGAUCUUUUAAAGUACUCUUCAAUUUGUUUCUAGAAAUAUGCCUCUUUUAAACAAUUUAUAGCCAAUCUUUACUCUUAAAAAUAUUGUAACAAUCUUUGAGACUUCUAAUUGUUUAAACAGAAAUUCUGUAAUCAAAGUAUUCUUCAAUCUUUAAAAAUAAAAUUUUUCAAAACUUA